CGCCUUCACUACCACAUCUGCAAAUCUUCACGUGUUCUCUCUGGCCCCCCUUACCUUCUCCAGUUUUAUCUCUUAACUUGUUUGUUUCUGUAUUUCUUCUCAUCAAUAUUCUGCAAAUUUUAUCCAAUUUUCUGCUUCUAGGUCUUUGACCGUUAAGAGAUAAACUAUCAGCUAUCAGAAGCAGCAGCAGUAGUUAAUUUUGUUCGUUUUGGCUGACAAAGAAAGCAGCUUUUGUGAAAACACUAUAACUACUUAGCUAGUAUAUACAAGAGUUCUAUAUACAUAACUAAUUAUAUUACUAUGGAGAACAAGAACCAAGUGGGUGGUGGUGGUUCAAGCCAUGCCUCUUCUUCUUCUUCCAGGACUCUGGAUCAUCUCUUUGGCCCUAAGGACUCUUCUUCAUCUUCUUCAUCCUCCUUGUUUGGCUCUAUUUUCCCACCACCACCAUCAGCGGGACUUGGGAGCAGUGGCAAGUACGGAAAUCCAAGCGCUUUGGAUAAUAAGAGCCAAGGGUUUUACACCAGCAAAGGUGAAAGCACGAAAGGCGCAAGCAAAGAUUCCAUGAUAUAUCAAAAUGAAGCUGUGGAGCCAUGCAACUUCAGCUCCUCAAUCUACUAUGGUGGCCAAGAAAAUUAUAGUCCAAGAACUGGGACGACCACUGAAUCCCACCAGCACCACCUUUCUAAGAAAGAUGGGGGUGAUGAUGAUGCAAAUGGGAAUAAUUCAAACGGUGCUUCAAGGGGAAACUGGUGGAAGGGUUCACUUUAUUACUAACUCUUUCCUGUGCGUUUUAUGUGAACUCACCACCUUUUAGCAGAGGGUGAGAUCCCAGUAUGAACAUCUACCUUAAAGACUAUGUAUGGAAAAUAAGAUGGUGUGUGUUAUAUAGAGUACAUAUAUAGCAUGGUAGAUAUAGUGCAGAAGAGCCAGGACUGAUCCAGAAACUUAGCUUGUUGGGUCUUUUUAUCCCAGUUGGGCAAGUUAUGUAAUAUAUACCAGCUAAUUAAUGUUUCAUGUACUUUGUUUUGUUUUGUUAGAGAGAACUUUCAUCUACUUAAUUUAGACACUCUGUUUUUAACAUU
Molecule: messenger RNA, 1082 nt
Organism: Prunus persica (peach)
Lineage: Eukaryota; Viridiplantae; Streptophyta; Magnoliopsida; Rosales; Rosaceae
Exons: 5
Coding region: 301-774 (157 amino acids)
Source: RefSeq, a predicted model, not a curated record